AAACACAGGUGGGUGCCAGGUAAACGUCGCGGUAUUUACAGAGCGGCAUUGAUUUACGCGCUGACGGCCGUUCUGUUCAAUUCACCGAACAAUCCCACACGCUGCAGAAUAUCCUGGAACUAAAGGGCUACAGGUCUGCAAACAGUGAAACCAAUGGCUUUGGUGCUGCGCGGUCACAUGGUGCCAAAGUGACACACCUGUGUAGGAGCCGCCAGGGCCCCGCAGUUGCGCCAGAGACACGUAGAGCAGUAUAUGUCCACGCCGAGGAAAGGCGCAUGCAGGUAUACGGUACAUGUGCGGGUCCUCGGAAGCCAUGAAUCGGGAAGAUCACUAUUACCCAUCUCGGGUUUUUAAGGACUCGUGCGCCUACCAGAGAUCUCAGGUGGAGGACUACAGCCACAGCCCUCCGCCCUGCCUCUACAUGAGCAGGCAGGUCCACUCGGUCUACACGACGCCGUCCGUGGGAGCCUUGGAGCAGGCCAGCCUUCCCGACAUCGCCCCCUCUUACGGUCUACCCAUGCGGGAGGAUCUGCCCCAGCUCUACCACCCGCAAGGGCUGCAGCAGGAGCCUCUCCCGCCCGCUGCGGACUACGGAGAGCCGGGGGAGCAGGGCAGGUACCACCUUCCUUUCCCCUGGAUGAAAAGCACAAAGUCUCACUCGCACACCUGGAAGGGACAGUGGUCAGGGCCGUACGUGAUGGCGGAAUCCGAGGAAAACAAGCGCACGAGGACGGCGUACACGCGCGCGCAGCUGCUGGAGUUGGAGAAGGAGUUCCUGUUCAACCGCUACAUCUCGAGGCCGCGGCGCGUGGAGCUGGCGCUGACCCUGAGCCUCACCGAGCGCCACAUCAAGAUCUGGUUCCAGAACCGGCGCAUGAAGUGGAAGAAGGAGGAAGACCGGAGGAAGGUGCGGGGGUCGGAACCCGACCAGGACUCCUCCAUCACCUCCGGGGACCAGGGGGAGGCCGCGGGAGGGGUCACCUCCACGAACGGACCCCACACCGCCUCGCCUCCUGUUUCCCCGCUCCACGGACACCCCCUGUCCUCCCCCGGGUGCAGAGAGGCCGCAUAGGCCCGCACCGGGUUCAAACCUUAAUGCAUGGGGGGGGGCGGGGGCGGGGGUCAAAUAGAAAGAAACGUCUAUGAGAUUAAUCCUAUACGAUCUCGAUUAGGCCGAGAAGGGAGAACAUAUAUAGUUAUUUAAAUGAAGUUCUCAUUCUCAUGGACCCCGUUGAACUUUCUCAAGGACCACUGCGGCCCUCUCGUUGGAUACCACUGUCGGUCUGGACUUAAGGGACGUAUCCUCCUCAUGCCCCGGCUGCGAGGUCCUGGGCACCAUGACGGCAUGCUGAGACAACCUUAAGGACCAACAAGCCCCCCAUUUAGAAGCACUGAUAUAGUUCGGUUGCAAAAACCAAAUCAUGGUCGGGUGCACACUCUAAUCUAAGAUUAAGGAUGUAUUUAUGCGUAUGUAUGAUUGUAUUUUCCAUAUGUACACUUGUAAAUAACGCGUAUAUUGUUGAGGUUUAAUUGUAAACAUAUUUUAUUGUUUGAAGAAUUCACUGUACAGUGCGACGCAUGAAUGACACCUUGUUCGGAAUAAAGCAACGAUCCCCACAGCCUGCGGUGCAACAAUG
Molecule: messenger RNA, 1637 nt
Organism: Gasterosteus aculeatus aculeatus (three-spined stickleback)
Lineage: Eukaryota; Metazoa; Chordata; Actinopteri; Perciformes; Gasterosteidae
Gene: pdx1
Product: pancreatic and duodenal homeobox 1
Biological process (GO): type B pancreatic cell differentiation; regulation of transcription by RNA polymerase II
Cellular component (GO): nucleus
Molecular function (GO): RNA polymerase II cis-regulatory region sequence-specific DNA binding; DNA-binding transcription factor activity, RNA polymerase II-specific
Source: RefSeq, a predicted model, not a curated record